AGGUUAGUUUCACCGCGCUAUCUGUUUGACUUAAUGCUGGUUUAAUACAAAUAAAUGUCCCUUUUAAUAUAAAAAUACAGUUUUUGAAUCCGGUCAGCAAAUAAUAUUUUCAUCCUCCAGCCGGAAUAUCUGGAAGAACAUCUGAAUUGAGAUCUGCUGCUGUGAAGAUGAUGUUUGUUAAAGAGGAGAGUGAAGAGAACUCGAGUGAACCAGAAAAACUGAGAAUAAAACACGAAGAACCAGAAACCCGGAGAAUAAAACAAGAGGAACCAGAAACCAGCAGAUUAAAUGAUGAGGAACCAGAAACCUGCAGAUUAAAUGAUGAGGAACCAGAAACCUGCAGAUUAAAUCACGAGGAACCAGAAACCAGGAGAAUAAAACAGGAGGAACCAGAAACCUGCAGAUUAAAUGAUGAGGAACCAAAAAUGUUGAGAAUAAAAGAGGAGGAACCAGAACCACAACCCAUGGAGAAUAAAACACGAGGAACCAGAAGGCCCAAUGAAAGUGAAAGAAGAAGAGAUCUGAAUGAGGUGGAGAAGAAACAUCAGCAUCAGAAAGAUCAUAAUAUCACUGCUGGAGAAAAAUCAGUGAGUUGCAGCAUUCAAAUAACAGAUGUCGAAAGACCUUUCAGCUGCUCUCCAUGUGGAAACACUUUCAAACAGAAAGGACGCUAUAUGAAACACAUCAGAAUUCAUAGUGAGGAAAAGUCUUUCAGCUGCGCUCAGUGUGGACACACUUUCACACGUAAAGCAAACCUUAAGAAACACAUGCUAAUUCAUUCUGGAAUAAAACCUUACAGCUGCUCUCAGUGUGGAAAGAGUUUCACACAGAAAUGGCAACUUAAGGAUCAUCUGCUAACGCACUCUUCAGAAAAGCCUUUCGUCUGCUCUCACUGUGGAAACACUUUCACACGUAAAACAAAUCUGAAGACACACAUGUUAAUUCAUACCGGAAUAAAGCCUUACAGCUGCUCUCAGUGUGGAAACACUUUCACACGUAAAACAAAUCUGAAGACACACAUGUUAAUUCAUACUGGGAUAAAGUCUUACAGGUGCUCUGAGUGUGGAAAGAGCUUUACACAGAAAGGACACCUUAAUGAUCAUGUGGUUAGUCACUCUUCAGAAAAGCAUUUCAGUUGCUCUCAGUGUGGAAAGUCUUUCAAACAUAAAGUAAGCCUUAUGAAACACAUCAGAAUCCAUAGUGGGGAAAAGCCUUUCAGCUGCUCUCAGUGUGGAAACAGUUUCACAUGUAAUGAAAACCUUAAGAAUCACAUGUUAAUUCAUAUAAAACCUUUCACCUGUUCUCAGUGUGGAAAGAGUUUCACCUGUAAACGAGGAUUUAAUCAUCACAGGAGGAUUCACACUAGAGAGAUGCCUUAACAGACAGUUCCUACAAAUUGAAACCCCCAUGUCUUUCCUCAGGGUCACCACUAUGGGGCGCCCGUGUCAGUCCUCUGUGUGGAAGGAGAUUUCGUAAAGCUUUAGAUGACAGCCCGGAAUUUACAGUGCAAGUAAACUGAAUUUACAGAAUACAUUUUUAUAAUAAUAGACUACCUAUACAUUACAUCCAUGUAUACAAAUGCUGCUUGUUAAUCCAAUACAUUAAUCGUUAACUGAUCAAAUUAGAAUAAUAAAUUAGUAUUAAAGUGAUCAUAGGACAUUGCUAAAAAGAACAUUAUUUUAUGUAUUUGGUGUAAUGAAAUUUGUGGUUUAAGGUUAAAAAAAACAUUAUUUUCCACACUGUUCAUUGUUUCUCUUCCAUGCCUUGCCUUUCUGAAAUGUGUCAAUUUUUAAAAAGCUCAUCGUUCUUUAAAACGAGGUGUGCUCUGAUUGACUGACAAUACAAUGCAUUGUGAUUGGCUGAAUGCCUCAGGUGUGACAGAAAUGUUACGCCCCUUGAACAUACUGUGAUGCCGCGUCCCGGUUAUAAUGCUUACACGACAAGACAAAACCAAUAAAAACCCAUUACAAGUGAUGCCUUUGUUGCAUCCAGUGGGGACAUAAUUACUGAUUAUAAUGACUUAUACUGUUGUGUUGCAUUGCAUAUCACGCUGUAUAAACAUAAAACCAUGUCUGCAUUUGUGUUCCGAGAAAUGACAACGAAACGACAAACGAGCUACUCUACACUGCUCAAAACUCGCGUUUGAAUAGUCAAUGGCAAAAUCUUAAAAUAUGAAAACAUAUUUGCAGUCUGUAAGUCAGAAGCACUAGACUGUCCUUGCAAAGUUUAAAUUGAUCCACUUUAUAGAAACAGCCACCGGCAUUGUAGGCUAGGUCUUAGUCCUCCAUAAAAUGUGCUUGACACAUCUGAAUAUUUGUGUUGAACUGCAACUUAACCACUGAUUUCUAGUUGUGUCCAAACAUAGUAGUUUUGGUUCACAAUCAAACACGGCAUCUCCAGAACAUGGUGGAGCACCAACAACAAAACUUCGGCGAGAAUCAAAGUUAAACCUUCUUUGAGGGACAACUGAGCCACCUAAGAAGAAAGCUUGUCUCGUGUCUGUCCCAGAAUCUUCAUCUAAUGAUGGAGAGGACUGUACUGAGAAAUGUGUGGAGUGCUACAAGGCAGAGUCCUCUGUUGGGAUAGAGGACUGUCCCCUGCAGUGGUGGUCCAAACAUGAAGGGGCACACAGUGAGAUGGCCUUCCUUGCAUGCAGAUACUUGGCAACACCUGCCACAUACAUACCUAACGAAAGAUUGUUUUCACUAUUAGGGCAUGUUGUUCAGAAAACGCAAGGUGGCCUGUCAUCUGAACAUGUAAAUAGGCUUGUCUGUUUGAGCAACUGGCUCAGUUCAAAGAAAGAGAAGUAAUGGGAAUGUUUUUUUAUGUACUUUUUUCCAUGUGUUUAAUAGACAUGAAUAGUGCUUGACCGAUAUAUCACCAAGGCUGAUAUAUCGGCCGAUAUUUGCAAUCUUUUAAAUAUUGGCAUCGACCCAUUCAUUUUCUGUUUGGAUGAUGUUCAUGAUGGGACUUUUAUUUUAACAGUGUUCAGAACAGUGCUCACAAUUCUCCCUCUUGUUUACUGUCGUAGUUAACGGUUCUGUCUAAUAAUCUGAUAGGAUGGUUCAACAAAGGAAUUAAUGUAUACACAAAGUAUUAUAUUAUUAGUAAUAAUAGGCAAACAUUAUAAUACAUUCUCGUUUGCCAUCAGUAUUAAGCAAAUACACUUUUAUAUAAUUUAAACAAAUCUUUGAAUGACUAAUAAACAUUACAUUUCAAAAACCUUGCAAAUUUAGUCAAAUCCAGCUCUGAGAUCUUGCGAAGUGUGUACUUUUAUCCAGAAUGAUCAUGUGUUCUCUGUCUGAAGGUUAGUCCAUGUGAAUUGAAUGCUUUAAACUUUAAACUUGUGAUUUCAAAUUAUGCUACGCUUUAUGCAUUUGCAUACUGUCAUAUUCAUGUCAUUUUCACUGUGUGCUGUAUGUAAAAUGGGUGUCACCCUGGCUUUGAAAAAUAUGAUUCCCUAUGCACACAAACUUCCCAGAAUACUGAGUGCUCUGCUGGUAACAGUGUUUACUUCCCUUUUAAUUUGAUAUUUAAUAUUUAUUUAUUAGUGAAAAAUACUUUGUCAUCUAAAGUAUGUUUAUUUUACAUAUUUAUUUUUUAUCCAUUGUCAAAUGAAUUUGUCAAAAUUUUUAAAUAAUAAUAAUAAUAAUUUCCAAAAUUUCCACAUUGGCUGUCAAUGUUUAGAACAAGUGCGUUCAGAAGAAAUUACCUCCCAGUCAUGUGGAAAUGUAAAUAGUCUUGUGUAAGUAAAGAACAAAGAAAGAGAAGUAAGGCGAACCUGAUUUUUCUUUUAGACAUUAACAGACAUGAAUUAAGUUCUUUGUAAAUACAUGUACCAUAUUCUAAACAUGUCUAUGUUCUUUAUGCUUUAUGUUUAUGGUGGUUUCACUAUCCAUAUUUGUCCAUGCCAUAAUUGUCUAAUUAUAACUGUCAAUUUAAUGACAGUUAAGAUCUUAUUUAUACAUAAAUUAUAUGUGGAUGUACCACAAAAUGUCA
This is a messenger RNA of Carassius gibelio (silver crucian carp), 3999 nucleotides long. Its product is annotated as zinc finger protein OZF-like. Bases 168 to 1379 code for a protein of 403 amino acids. Gene Ontology annotation, cellular component: chromosome. Gene Ontology annotation, molecular function: chromatin insulator sequence binding. NCBI's taxonomy places the organism in Eukaryota, Metazoa, Chordata, Actinopteri, Cypriniformes, Cyprinidae. The record is from RefSeq and is a predicted model, not a curated record. The transcript has 2 exons. Gene Ontology annotation, biological process: regulation of transcription by RNA polymerase II.